ACGAACGUUGCACUAAAUCUCGUUCCGCAUAAAUCUCAUUCCGUAUUUAGUGGGACGUUGGUAGUAGUUGGUGGGGGAAACAAGUAGCAGGCCUGGAAGUCUGGAACCCCAUCGCAUCAACUGUAGAGUCUUCGUCUUCGUCUUCGUCUUCCGCGUUACAUAAAAGCUGAAACUAAUGAUUCCACUUUCCUUCCCUUCAUCUUCAUCUACAUCUACAUCUACAUCUACGACCUCACUUCAUAUGCUGACUACUCACUCCAGAGGCGUAUAGGAUUACUCAUGGCUUGAUCGUUGGUUGCCUGGCUCUAUUCAUCUAAACAAAAGACUGAUUUGAUCCGAGAUCAAGAAAAUGGGAAACCUGGAGAGUUUUAUCAAGAGUUUUAUGGAGUAUUUAGCCACUGAAACAGAUGACGAGGAAAAAAAUGGCUUUCCUUCACUGAAUUCCUACAACUUGAAGUCUCCUGAGAAAGCUCGUGGGCACAACUUUCUUGGUUCUCCUAAUUAUGAAUGGCAGAACCGGAGUCGCUCCGAUCAGAUGAAAUAUCUAACCGUUACUGUGCCCGAACAUAGGCGCUCUUCAUCACUUGCUAGCACAAGUGUGCAAGACAAGCUCAAAAGUUCAGCUGCUAUUGUCAAAUUAAAGGCAGAGGGUAGAUGGAUGAAGCAUUACAGCAGCUGCCACCGGAUUCUUCUGGUGGGGGAGGGAGAUUUCUCCUUCUCUGCUUGCUUGGCGUCGGCUUUUGGUAGGGCGUCUAACAUGGUGGCCACGUCUCUUGAUUCUCAAGCAUUUGUCGUGAAGAAUUAUAGGAGUGGGUUAUACAAUCUAGUGGAAUUAAGUAAGAGGAAGUGCAAGGUGAUGCACGAGGUUGACGCAACCCAAAUGGCUACUCAUCAUCUCCUCUCCGGAAUGAAAUUCGACCGCAUCGUCUUCAACUUUCCUUUCGCCGGAUUUUUCAAGGAAUUGCCGCGCCAAGCUCAGAUCCGACUUCAUAGAAGGCUGGUGAGCGGGUUCAUGGAGAAUGCCAAGGAAAUGUUGAGUGAAAAUGGUGAGAUUCACAUAACUCAUAAGAGCAAUGGAUUCCACAAGGAAUGGAAGUUGGAGGCCUUGGGUGGGCUGCAUCGGCUUAUGCUUAUAGAAGCAGUGGAUUUUGAUAAAGUGGAGUGGGCUGGCUACAACACCAAGUGCGGAUUUGGGGGCGACAACAACUUCAAUUGCAACCCUAGCAUCACCUACAAAUUUCGACUUUAAUCUCUUCUCUUUUGCCUUCUAAUAAUGCAUCUCUCUCUACCAAAUGCUCCAUCUAAAGUAUAUAAUCUUGAGGAACUUGCUUUUGCACUAGUCCAAAUAUUUAUUUCCAAGUAUUAACUGUGUUACUGUCUCUCUAAACAUUAAACUCUUCUUUAA
This is a messenger RNA of Salvia miltiorrhiza (redroot sage), 1405 nucleotides long. RefSeq lists its product as uncharacterized. The coding region runs from base 350 to 1249 and encodes 299 amino acids. NCBI's taxonomy places the organism in Eukaryota, Viridiplantae, Streptophyta, Magnoliopsida, Lamiales, Lamiaceae. Gene Ontology annotation, biological process: rRNA base methylation. The transcript is spliced from 4 exons. Gene Ontology annotation, cellular component: cytoplasm. The record is from RefSeq and is a predicted model, not a curated record. Gene Ontology annotation, molecular function: rRNA (uridine-N3-)-methyltransferase activity.